AUGUCGUCGCAUCCGUCUCUGAAGGCGACCUUCGCCAGCCGAGCUGAGACAGUCUCUCAUCCUCUAAGCCGACAUCUCUACAAGCUUAUGGACCUCAAGGCCUCCAACCUUUGCCUUAGCGCCGACGUCGCAACCGCUCGUGAACUUCUCUACUUCGCCGACAAGAUCGGUCCCUCUAUCGUUGUCCUCAAGACUCAUUACGAUAUGGUGUCUGGCUGGGACUUCGACCCCCGAACAGGAACAGGUGCCAAGCUCGCCUCACUAGCCCGCAAGCACGGUUUCCUCAUCUUUGAGGAUCGCAAGUUCGGUGACAUUGGCAACACGGUCGAGCUGCAGUAUACUAGCGGUGCUGCGCGUAUCAUCGAGUGGGCACACAUUGUCAAUGUGAACAUGGUUCCCGGAAAGGCUUCUGUUACAUCUCUGGCCAAUGCUGCCAACCGAUGGCUCGAGCGAUACCACUAUGAGGUCAAAACAUCUAUCAGCAUUGGAACCCCUACGGCCAGCCAGCUGGAUGAGGACAGUGAACGCUCAGAUAGCGAGAACCAGAAGAGUGCACCGGAGACUGGUCGCGAUAACGGACGUAAAGGUAGUAUCGUCUCGACCACCACCGUCACUCAACAGUAUGAGUCGGCUGAUUCACCACGCCUCGUCAAGACGAUCCCCGAGGGUGAUGAGACAGUAUUCGCUGGUAUCGAUGAGGCGCCCAUCGAGAGGGGCCUUCUCAUCUUAGCACAAAUGUCAAGCCAGGGCAACUUCAUGAACAAGGAAUACACACAAGCAUGUGUAGAGGCCGCACGGGAACACAAGAGCUUUGUUAUGGGUUUUGUCUCACAGGAAUGUCUCAACACACAACCUGACGACGAUUUCAUCCACAUGACUCCCGGCUGCCAAUUGCCCCCUGAGGGCGCUGAUGAGAACGAGGCUAUCAAGGGAGAUGGCAAGGGCCAGCAAUACAACACACCACAAAAGAUCAUUGGCAUUGCUGGUGCUGAUAUCGCUAUCGUUGGACGUGGAAUUAUCAAGGCUAGCGACCCUGAGGAGGAGGCUGAGCGAUACCGAUCUGCCGCAUGGAAGGCUUACACAGAACGUGUCCGUUAA
Messenger RNA from Fusarium coffeatum, 1098 nucleotides. RefSeq lists its product as uncharacterized. The record is from RefSeq and is a predicted model, not a curated record. Gene Ontology annotation, biological process: 'de novo' pyrimidine nucleobase biosynthetic process; 'de novo' UMP biosynthetic process. The transcript has a single exon. Lineage: Eukaryota; Fungi; Ascomycota; Sordariomycetes; Hypocreales; Nectriaceae. Gene Ontology annotation, cellular component: cytosol. The coding region runs from base 1 to 1098 and encodes 365 amino acids. Gene Ontology annotation, molecular function: orotidine-5'-phosphate decarboxylase activity.